AUGGAUAGUGGUAAAGAUCAAGAAUUCAAAGUGAAAGAGUUGGCUAACACAACAACAAGGACAAUAAAAACGGUGACAAACGCAUCAGUAGAUGCUAAUUCAAUAACACAUAAUUUGUCCACAAACUGUUAUCCAACACAAGUAGUUCAUCCCAUUGUUAAUAGAGAUGAAAGGAAAAAGUCAUCUUCAUCUCCACUAUCAUCAUCGUCGUCGACGUCGACAUCAGCAUCCUCAUCCUCAUCUUGUACACCAACUGUUACACGGAAAUUUACACAGAAGUAUAAAACAAUGAAAACAGUAGACAGUGAAAAAGUUGACAGUAAAAUAUUAUCAAUAGGAUUAAAUGAACACUUAAGAAGGAGAGAUGAACAAUUGUGUAUAAAUCAGAAACAGUCAACACUUCCACUCUCACCACCACCAGCACCAUCACCAUCACCAUCAGGACAAUACACAUCGUAUCGAUCAGAGAUUACACCUGAAACAUCUAGAGAUCAAAUGAAACAGAAUAAACAAGAAUCAUUCAACAAUACUGAUAAAUUAAAUACAAAAUUGAAUGAUAUCGGUUUUUAUCGUAUUCUAAAUACAAUUGGAUCAGGAAAUUUUUCACAAGUGAAAUUAGCAACACACAUUUUAACUCAAGAACGUGUUGCUAUCAAAGUGAUCGAUAAGAGUAAAAUGGAUUCAGUAACUAGACGAUUACUCAGUCGUGAAAUAUCCAUCCUGGAAAGUUUACAUCAUCCAAAUAUUAUACGAUUAUAUGAAGUGAUUGAAACGAUGACACGUUUAAAUUUGGUUAUGGAAUAUGUGGCUGGAGGGGAUUUAAAUCGAAGGAUAGUAAAAUUUGGAAAAUUAACUGAACACGAAGGCAGAAUUGUAUUCGCUCAACUGAUUGCUGCCGUUAAUCAUUUACAUGAACGUAAUAUUAUUCAUCGUGAUAUUAAAGCAGAGAAUAUACUAUUCGCGUAUAACUUUCAAAAUUUAUGUCAGACAUCAAUGAAUAUAAAAAAACAAUGUGGUAAAUUGAACAAAGAAAAUUUGAAAAAUCGUAAUUACUUUGGUGAUAAACUACAAAAACUACUUCGGUAUAGAUCAUAUUCAAAUAAAAGUAGAAUUUAUGAUUUUUCAAAUAAAGAUGAUACUUUUCAGUCAGCACAAACAGAAAAUAAUAAUGAAUUGAAGCGGCAAAAUUAUAAUCAACAGAAUAUUUCAAAUUAUCCAUAUGAUAAUAAACUAAUCAGAGAUGAUUUUAA
Messenger RNA from Heterobilharzia americana, 1250 nucleotides. Lineage: Eukaryota; Metazoa; Platyhelminthes; Trematoda; Strigeidida; Schistosomatidae. The record is from the annotation of a GenBank genome assembly.